Suillus discolor is the source of this 1233-nucleotide messenger RNA. RefSeq lists its product as uncharacterized. The record is from RefSeq and is a predicted model, not a curated record. The transcript has 6 exons. Bases 1 to 1233 code for a protein of 410 amino acids. Lineage: Eukaryota; Fungi; Basidiomycota; Agaricomycetes; Boletales; Suillaceae.
AUGCCGUAUGACAUGGAUGCUGGGGAAGAUUUCGAGGCUGAGAUUAACGCCGUCUCGGAUGAUUCUGAUUCUGAUGGAUCUGAUGGUGAAGUAUCUGGGAGCGACUUGGAUGCAGUAAGGAUGGUCCUGGCUGUCCCUGGGCCAGAUGCACAAAUGCAUGAUGUUCGAAAGGCCCUUGCGGUAGCCCAGCAAGCUUACCAUGCAACACGUUCUGAACUACGGGUCCUCAAGAAACAGUAUCUCACUCUUUCAUCUGCAAUUCCUGCUCGCAGCCGCAACCGCAUGCUCAAGAAGACGUCUCCACUGGAUUCCAGCAUCACCCACCAAGGACAGAAGUAUACCCUGUUUAGUCAUUUCUGGGUCAUAAACGGUCUGUUUCCGACUUCUCCUCAACCUGCUAAUGUCGACCCACGCGCGCUACACAUCAUACCUAAAGACUUGCAACCUCCAUGGGAAACCUAUCCACUGUUUCGAUCAUUGUUUCGUUCGGCAGUCAGCUCCGAGAGGUCAAACAUUCUGCACAGUAUCAAGGAUUGUGCAGGUGUUAUAUUCUCUCCUUUCAAGCUCGACCCCAGCAUCUUUGCCGACCAGCCUUCCAAAAAGCAGGACAACAAGGAUCUCCUUGUCCUGCUCAAGAGGAAUGGAGAGGGCGAUUACAUCCGCCUUGCACCUGUGCUAUUUGCGAAGCCCAAUGCUAUGUCAGCCGAUGAUUUCCUCAAGUCUCCAGUGCUCGUCAAAAUUAUUCGCGUUGAAGUGUAUGGAAAGGCGAUACUUGGUGGGAAGACAAGGGGCCAUCCAAAGGGCAGGGGUCUGCGAAUGGGUGCGCAGAGUGUUACUGAGGGUAUGAUUGCUGGCGCUGCUAUAUUGGCACGUUUCUUGUUAACGCACGAUACCGAGCUCACUGCGACCGGAGCAGAGACGAAGAUCGAUUACCAGAAGGAUUACGACUUCUAUCUGGAACGCUUAUUCAAAAGCUCUCCAUGGGCAAUUGGCGUGAUGGAAUACUUCAAUAAGGAAGUUUUCAACACCCGUGCAGCGCUAUUGAGUGCACCCGCAUCCGUUGUACCCUCUGCCUCCAUCCCUCGCACCUGGGAAGAUGACCUAUUGGAGGAAUUGGAUAAUCCUGUUGCUCGUGCACCCUCGCCAACUCUUCCUGUUUUCCGCGCACCCUCGCCGGCUCUUUCCAAUCUCUCUGCUCUUUCUGCAGCCUGCAGAUCCUACCACCCAGGAUGA